AUGGAGGAUUAUCACGUAAACACAGCCUUCUCGAUGGGCAAACAACAUAACGAGAACAAUAAUGAAGCUAGUAGCGUAAACACUCAGCCAAGUGCCAUGGCGCCCGCAACACUGAGAAUGAUGGGAAAGAGUCCACAACAACAGCAGCAGCAGCAGCAUCAACAGACACCUUUAAUGCCGCCUGCAGACAUCAAAUAUGUAAGUAAUGGAAAUGGUCACCAGGCGCAACAAAAAGAGAGACAACCAGAAUUUGAAAAUCCGCCUAGAGAGAAUGCACAGAAGUCGAAUACAUCCAGCCAGGGUCGAGCUCCCUCUUCUCAGGGCAUGCCUAAACAGUUCCAUAGAAAAUCACUCGGAGACUGGGAGUUUGUUGAAACGGUGGGCGCAGGUUCUAUGGGAAAGGUUAAACUAGCCAAGCACCAUUAUACCAAUGAGGUGUGUGCCGUAAAGAUCGUGAAUAGAGCUACCAAAGCCUUCUUGCAUAAGGAACAAAUGCUACCACCACCCAAGAAUGAACAAGAUGUUUUAGAGAGACAAAAGAAAUUAGAAAAGGAAAUAUCCAGAGAUAAGAGAACUAUUCGGGAAGCGUCUUUAGGCCAGAUUUUGUACCAUCCACACAUAUGUAGGCUUUUCGAAAUGUGCACACUAUCAAAUCAUUUUUAUAUGUUGUUUGAAUACGUCUCGGGUGGUCAACUGCUAGACUAUAUCAUUCAGCAUGGAUCCAUACGAGAGCACCAGGCAAGAAAAUUUGCCAGAGGUAUUGCAAGUGCCUUAAUGUAUUUGCAUGCUAAUAAUAUCGUUCAUAGAGAUUUGAAGAUUGAAAACAUUAUGAUUUCAGAUUCUAGUGAAAUCAAGAUAAUUGAUUUUGGGCUGUCUAAUCUUUACGAUUCUAGAAAGCAACUGCAUACAUUCUGUGGCUCUUUAUAUUUUGCUGCUCCGGAGUUGUUAAAGGCCAAUCCUUAUACAGGGCCUGAAGUGGACGUUUGGUCAUUCGGUGUGGUUUUAUUCGUACUUGUGUGUGGGAAAGUUCCCUUUGAUGACGAAAACUCGAGUGUACUACACGAAAAGAUCAAGCAAGGUAAGGUAGAAUAUCCUCAGCAUUUAUCGAUCGAAGUAAUAUCAUUACUAUCCAAAAUGCUGGUGGUGGAUCCAAAAAGAAGAGCAACUUUAAAACAAGUUGUGGAGCACCACUGGAUGGUAAGAGGGUUUGACGGCCCUCCUCCUUCUUAUUUACCAAAAAGGAUUCCACUGACUAUGGAAAUACUUGAUACGGACGUCUUGAAAGAGAUGUACCGUUUAGAAUUCGUCGAUGAUGUGGAAGAAACAAGAAGUGUUUUGGCUAGCAUAAUCACAGAUCCUACUUAUGUUCUUCUCUCUAGACAGUACUGGGCAUUGACGGCCAAAAUUAGAGCAGAAUCCAACAAUAGUGAAGAUAUUCCAAACAUAACGGAAAGUUUUGAAGAUCCAACUAGAGCGUAUCACCCAAUGCUUUCUAUAUACUACUUGACAUCUGAGAUGCUCAAUAGAAAAAACGCCAAGGUACAGAAUCAACAACAGCGACAGGGCAACGAAAAUGUGGAAAAGCUUGCCGAGAUACCCGAAAGCGUGAAGCAAAACAAAGUUACGAAUAACGUGUCUACCACAAAGUCAGAUCUUGAAACUGUAGAACCAACACCGGUUAGACAAGAUACUCACACGCCUUUGUCUUCAAGAAAUGGAAACAGAACGCAACCUCCCCUACAUGUUUUGAUCCCACCAAAAUUGGUAGCACCAGAACAAGCGCAUACAUCGCCAACAGGUAGAAAGAGUCCGGACAACCAACAUCGUGAAACAGAUUACGCGCUCUCUCCCACACCGCAAGGGAAUGAUUAUCAACAAUUCAGAGCACCAUCAAAUGCAGGCGAUCCCUCAGAAAAGGCUAAAUUUGGCAAUAUAUUCAGAAAGCUAUCACAACGCCGUAAAAAGACUAUUGAACAAUCCGCUGCAAACGGUAGUAAUAUCGUUAAUAAACCUGUACAAAAGACGCAUUCGCGCGCCGUUUCGGAUUUUGUUCCUGGAUUUGCGAAGUCUUCUUAUGAAGCAAACUAUAGUUCAGUGAGGGAGCCGAUCAAGAGCAAUGAUGACGAGGACAAUGAUAAUACUGAUUUUCCAGCACUACCCGUUAAUGCAGAGAAUAUUUUGGAAAAGCAAAGAGAGAAGCAGCUAGAGGAAGACAUAAUGAAACUGCACAAUAUCAAUAAACAAAACGAUGAUGUUGGGAAAGGUAAUACACCGGAAGUUUACACCGGGCAAAACUAUGAAGAUAAUAACGACGAUGAAAACAAGCCCUUACCUCCACUCAAUGUCGCGAAAGGCCGUAAAUUGCAUCCAAGUGCAAGGGCUAAGUCUGUUGGGCAUGCUCGCCGUGAGUCGCUAAAAUACAUGAGACCCCCAGUACCUACAUCGGUUUAUCCUCAACAGGAGCUUAUAGAUACCGGAUUCCUGGAAUCAAGUGACGACAACAAGUCCGAUAGUUUGGCAAAUGUUACAUCACAUACCAAUGGUAGUUCUAGCUUACAUUCUGCGAAUGCGCACGCAAGUUCGCCAAUCAUGGAAAAGGAAUUGACAGAUGAACAGAUUUUAGAAGAGGCAUCCAAAGCUCCAGCAGGUUCCAUGCCAUCCAUUGAUUUCCCUCGUUCUUUGUUUUUGAAGGGUUUUUUUUCCGUCCAAACAACUUCAUCCAAGCCUUUACCGAUUGUUAGAUAUAAGAUCACAUUUGUCUUAAGAAAAAUGCACAUAGAUUUCAAGGAAGUCAAAGGAGGUUUUAUUUGUGUGCAAAGAUUCGUUUCCAAUAAUGUGGUAGCAAAGAGAGAAGAGGGGCCAUCGCCUAGUCAAGAAAAGUCGCAGUUGACUCCAAGAUCGAUAAUGCCCGCUUCACAUCACGGUUCCAUUAGACGCCAAGGCUCUAACAAAUUAUCUCCCUCUUCUCCGUUAACAACCAAUUCCAUUCACCAGAGGAAGACAUCCGUAAUUGAAAAUUACGGGGACGAGAAGCACUCCAGAACAUCGUUGGAAAACGUUCGCCAACAAAGUGUCAAUAGCGAAAGCAUGGAUACAAGAGAAAAGGAACCAAUCAAAUUUGAAAUACAUAUCGUGAAGGUGCGUAUUGUUGGUUUGGCAGGUGUGCAUUUUAAGAAAAUUUCUGGUAACACUUGGAUGUAUAAAGAACUGGCUUCUGAGAUAUUAAAGGAACUAAACUUAUAA
Molecule: messenger RNA, 3243 nt
Organism: Saccharomyces eubayanus
Lineage: Eukaryota; Fungi; Ascomycota; Saccharomycetes; Saccharomycetales; Saccharomycetaceae
Gene: KIN1
Product: serine/threonine protein kinase KIN1
Exons: 1
Coding region: 1-3243 (1080 amino acids)
Biological process (GO): protein phosphorylation; intracellular signal transduction; microtubule cytoskeleton organization
Cellular component (GO): cytoplasm
Molecular function (GO): ATP binding; tau-protein kinase activity; protein serine/threonine kinase activity
Source: RefSeq, a predicted model, not a curated record